This is a messenger RNA of Caenorhabditis angaria, 6715 nucleotides long. Lineage: Eukaryota; Metazoa; Nematoda; Chromadorea; Rhabditida; Rhabditidae. The record is from the annotation of a GenBank genome assembly.
AUGCCACAAAAAUCGAAUAACAGUGUCGAAAAAAGCCGAGGAACUCCUCGAUCCAAUGCUGAUGUUCUUUCUUCAACCGAACCAGUUGCAACUUCAACAGGAGAUCAAUCGGAAGCAGUUACUUCGUCUUCGAAAAAAUCUGUGCCAGGAUCAUCGGCAAAUGGAUCAGUUAGUUUGAUUUUUCCAUAUAAAGCUCUCAACAAAAAAUUAAUCGAAAAAAAAAAUUUACAAUCAGUAUUAAUCUAACAAGGGAAAAUUUUCAGCUCGAGUUUUGAACCAUCUUAAUGAACAUAUAAAAAAAUUCAGCUUCCGAAGAACACCAAGUUCUGAUGCGCCAAAGUGUCAGAAAUCGUAUUCUCCGGCAGCUGAAUUUUUUAUAUGUUCAUUAGAAUGGCUCAAAAGAUUUUGAGCUCAAAAAGGUUCCCUUGUAAAAAAAUUCCAAACAAAUUUUGGAAGAAGGAAUCAUAAAGUUUCAAAUUUCAAAAGUAAAAAUUAAAAAAUAAACAAAAAAUAGUUUGAAAUAACAGAAAAUGUAAAUCAAAAUUUCAGACUCAAUUGGAAUCGCAAUCCGUCAACUCAAAUGCUGUCACAACAUCAACAACAGGAGCGAAUGUUCCUCGUGCUGUACCAGUUGGAGGAAUUCCUGGAUCGGGAAGAGAUGUUUCAGGACCACUUGCAAUUCCAUCAGGAGAUCAAUCUAGACCAGAUGAUCAAUCUUUGACCGGUUCAGUUGCAAUUCCAAAAGGACAUCAAUCGGAAAGAGAUGUUUCAGCAUCGAGCCGUCCAGCUUCAACUCCACAAGGAUAUCAACUUGCAUCCCGACAAUCCAUAACUGUCAGUUUUUUUUGAUUAAUAGUGAAUUCUCAUCUGCAACUAGCAAAAAUUACCUGUGAAAAAUAUAAUUUUCAAUAUACAACAAAAGACGAAAAAUUCUGUAAUCUCACAAUUUUAUAUACAAAAAUUUCAAAUCAAUUUCAACCAUAUAUUUAAACCACUAACGUUUUCCACAAGCUUCAUGAAAAUUGAAAUUUCAGGUUGCCGCCGCCAUGAGACAAAAUAUUGCUGAUCCAGUUGCAGCACAACAAAUAUUGGAAAUGUUGCAAAGCCAAUACACUUUUGAAUAUCUUAAGAAUUUGAAAUAUGUGACAUUUGAAGAAAUUCAAUGGUUGCACAAUCAUAUGAAAUAUUUGAUAGAUUCAAAUGAAGAUGAGAUUUAUGUACUGGUGAUGAACGUUAGAAGAUCAAAAGAUUUCCCAGUUUUGCAAGCAAAUAUAAUGGCGAAAAUCAUUGAUGUGAUGUUGAGAAAGAGUUUGUCGCACGUUGAAGGAAAUGUGGAUUCGACACCAAUGAGUCUAGGGUGAGUUUGGGUUGAGAGUGUGCUGAGGAAUUCAGAAGGCUCCAGACAACAAUUUGGAGGCGUCAGAAGGCUUGAGAAUGCUACAGAAGAAUUUUGAAGAAUUUAAAAACAUUUUGAGGACUAAAAAGGCUUCAGAGAGCUUCGGAAGACGUUAAAAGAAUUUCGGAGGCGUCAGAAAGUUCUAAAAUAAGUUUUGGAGAUUUUGAAAAAGCUUCAGAAGGCUUGCUUUCAAAACUACAUUUUUUUUGUAUGAAAUUCAAAUCUAAAUUCAAUUUCAAAACUUCUAAUUCACUUCCGACUAUCCUCACUGUUUUUCUUUAUAUGAAUAUACAGUAGCGAACAAAACAAUAUCCCCUCCCUACUAUUUGAUGAAAACACAUGUUAAAACUCGUUUUUGAUUGGUGAAACGUGGUGGACCUUUCUCAAAAUCAAAAAUUGACCCGGAUUGGUCUUUUAGUUGACCAAAUUCCAAGUUCUGUGAAGCCUGAUCUUCUAUGAUGAAACAUCGAAAAUAUCCUCGAUUUUGUAUUUUUGAUUCUGACAUCAAUUUUUCAUCCACCAGUAGACUUUUUUCUAGUUUUUUCGUUGUAUUAUAUAAAUUGAGGUCUCUCUUCAAUAAUACAAACAAAAAAUAUCAGAAAUAAUCAUUGGAUUCGAAGUUUCUCGAUGUUCAAUGGUGACCAUCAGCAAUGAUCAGAAAGAUCGAUUCCACCAAUGUCAUCGAUUUUUCUUACGAUUUUUUUGCUUGAAUAGUUUAUUGGUAUAUGAUCUGAACCUUUUCUAUCAAAAAAAUCUUUGAAAAAUUAUAUUUUCGAUCGAUUUCAUAGAUGUUGUCACCGAUCCCGUCAAGAACAUCAAUAUAAAACUCCACUUAUAUGUAUGGAAGAUUGAAAAUUUUAUGAAUAAAUACUAAUUGUUGGAAGAACACGUGAUUCUCCUUCAGCUUGGUUCAUAAAAACUUGGUUAACAAUGUUUUCGAAGUCAUAAUCGCGUUCAAACCAAAAUCUAUCAAAAACUAAUGGAAAGGACAUCAGUGAAAUCGAUCGGAAAUAUAGUUUUUUAAAGAUUUUUUGAUAGAAAAUGUUCAGAACAUAUACCAAUAAACUAUUAAAGCAAAAAAAUUGUAAGAAAAAUCGAUGACAUUGGUGGAAUCGAUCUUUCUGAUCAUUGCUGAUGGUCACCAUUGAACAUCAAGAAACUUCGAAUUCAAUGAUUAUUUCUGUUAUGUUUUGUUUGGAUUAUUGAAGAAAGACCUCAAUUAAUAUAAUACAACGAAAAAACUAGAAAAAAGUCUACUGGUGGAUGAAAAAUUGAUGUCAGAAUCAAAAAUACAAAAUCGGGGAUAUUUUCGAUGUUUUAUCAUAGAAGAUCAGGCUUCACAGAACUUGGAAUUUGGUCAACUAAAAGACUAAUCCGGGUCAAUUUUUGAUUUUGAGAAAGGUCCACCACGUUUCACCAAUCAAAAACGAGUUUUAACAUGUCUUUUCAUCAAAUAGUAGGGAGGGGAUAUUGUUUUGUUCGCUACUGUAGAAAAUAUUGUCCGCCAAAAAAUAUCUAGGAAAUUUCGAAAACUUGAUAAAUUAGAGUUUCACAAAAACACAUUCAAAGUUAUUUUUUUCAGUAUCGAUCACCCGAAACUCCUUGGUGAUGCAUUCAAUUUGAACAAUAAACCAUAUAAUCAAAUAAAUGCCGAGAAUUUGAUUCAAGAAUUGGUGGCUGUGCAACAAUUAAAUCCCGGAUUCAAAUUUGAUUACCUUUUUCGUGUAUUAAUUAUGGUCAAGCGGCCGGUGAUUCCAACAGGAGAUCAAUCGGGAACAAAUGGUCCAUCUUCGAGCGAACCAAAUGAAACUCCAACAGGAUAUCAAUUGAGUUCAGAUGUUCCAUCUUCGAGCGGACCAGUUGCAAUUCCAUCUGUAGAUCAAUUGAGUCCAGAUGUUGCAUCUUCGAGCGGACCAGUUGCAAUUCCAACAGGAGUACAAUUGAGUCCAGAUGUUCCAUCUUCGAGCGGACCAGUUGCAAUUCCAUCUGUAGAUCAAUUGAGUCCAGAUGUUGCAUCUUCGAGCGGACCAGUUGCAAUUCCAACAGGAGUACAAUUGAGUCCAGAUGUUCCAUCUUCGAGCGGACCAGUUGCAAUUCCAUCUGUAGAUCAAUCGAGAGCAGAUGAUCCAUCUUCGAGUGGACCAGUUGCAAAUCCACCAGGAGAUCAAUCAACAUCCCGACAAUUCCUAACGGUUAGUUUAUUCGAUUUAUAGUGAAUUUCCAUCUGCAACUAGCAAAAAACUGAAAAUUCUGUAAUCUCACAAGUUUAUAUUCGGAAAUUUCGAAUCAAUUUCAACCGAAAUUUUGAACCACAAGCUUCAUGAAAAUUGGAAUUUCAGGUUGAUGACGCCGAAAAUAUUCCCGGUGCCGACCUUCAUUGUCUCAAGUUCGUUACUUAUGAGGAUGUUGAAGAGAUGGAGCGUUGGAUGGAAUACAAACUUAACUCAAUUACAAUUGAACAAUGUGAAGCGAUUGUGGCAAUGAAAACAACAGAAGUUCAGCAAAUGUUACCAGCCACGAUAUUGGCGAAAAACUUGGAUGUUUUAUUGAGAAAAUAUUUGUCACACGUUGAAGGAGACCUGCACAAGACUUUGAUUACUUUUAAGUGAGUUUGGGUUGAGAGGGACCUGAGGAAUUCAGAAGGUUCCAGAAGGUUCUAGAAGGUUCAUAAAUUCGAGUUUCUUCACAAAAACGCAUUUAAAGUUAUAUUUUUCAGAAUUGGUAGCAAAACAAUUGAUUUCGAAUUACGAUGGGAGAAUAAGACGUUGAGUAAAAUCAAUUCGGAAAGAGUAGUUCGAAACUUGGUCGCGCUUCGAGAAUCCAAUCCCUAUUUCGUAUUCGAUCACAUGCUCCAUUUUAUGAUUCAUAUCAAACGGCCGGUGACUCCUUCUCCAAUAUCUGCACAAAAUACAGCUCAAACAGGACAUCAAUUGAGCGCAGAUAUUCCAUCUUCCAGCGGAACAGCUUCAACUCCACAAGGAUAUCAAUCGACAUCCGGACCACAAGCAGUUAGUUUUUUUUUGAUUUACGGAAAAAGAGGGUUUUUCGAAACUUUAUGCUCUCAAAUGUGGGAAUAUUUUCACUUCUCAUAAAAUUUGAGAGCAAGGAUCAGAUUAAGCUUGAAAUUCUGAACAAAAGCUACUCCAAAAACCAACAUUUGAAAAUCAUUUCAAGCUUUUAAAAAAUCAAGUUAUUGAAAACCCCUGUUUUUCCAUUCAGAGUCGAAAAUUCUGUAAUCUCACAAGUUCAUAUCCAGAAAUUUCGAAUCAAUUUCAACCAAAAUUUUGAACCACUAAAGUUUUCCACAAGCUUUAUGAAUAUUGGAAUUUCAGAUUGCUGUCGCCUCAACACAAAAUGUUCCUGGUUCAGCUAUUCAUCAUCUCAGCUUCGUAACAAAUUCGGAUGUUCAAGAAAUGGAGAAUGAUAUGAUUUAUAUAUAUAAAUCAAUUACAACUGAAAGAUGUGAUGUUGUCAUGUCAAUCAGAAGAUCUGAUGUUCAGCCAAUUCUACCUACUAAUAAACUGGCAAAACACUUGGAUGUGCUUAUGAGAAAACUUAUAACACAUAUUCAAGGAACACUGAAUGAUACACCAAUUACGUUGAAGUGAGUUUGGGUUCAGAGAGACCUGAGGAAUUCAGAAGGCUCUAGAAGAAUUUUCGGCUCUGUUCGGAAACUUAACUUGAUUGUGGAUCUGUAGUUUACGGGACCUCAGCUUUGAAUGCUAGAAAAGCUUUAAAAAUUCAAUUUUUAUGUUUGUGCAGCUCUGGAAUAAAGGCUUAGGCUUAGACAAUUUCGAAUAGAGAUAAAUUACUUUUCUUUUUCAGAUAUUUGUACCCCUAUAAAACCUUUUUGUUAUUCUAAAACCCUUUAUUUUCUGUAAAACCCUUUAUUCUCUGAAAAGCCCUUUAUUUUCCGAAAAACCCUUUAUUUUCUCGAAAACCCUUUAUUUUCUCGAAAACCCUUUAUUUUCUGAAAAACCCUUUAUUUUCUGAAAAACCCUUUAUUUUCUGAAAAACCCUUUAUUUUCUGUAAAACCCUUUAUUUUCUGAAAAACCCUUUAUUUUCUGAAAAACCCUCUUUUUUCUGAAAAACCCUCUAUUCUCUGAAAAACCCUUUAUUUUCUGAAAAACCCUUUAUUUUCUGAAAAACCCUUUAUUUUCUGAAAAACCCUCUUUUUUCUGAAAAACCCUCUAUUCUCUGAAAAACCCUUUAUUUUCUGUAAAACCCUUUGUUUCCGAACAAAGCCGAAAAAGAGCUUCGGAAGAUGUUCAAAUAAUUUUGGAGCCUUCAGAAGGCUCUAAAAUAAAUUUUGGAGAUUUUGAACAAGCUUCAGAAGGCUUUCUUUCAAUUUUGUAUGAAAUUCAAAUCUCAAUUCAAUUUCAAAACUCUCUCAUUCUCCCACACUAUUUUCCUGUACAUAGAAAAUAUUGUCCGCCAAAAAAUAUCUAGAAAAUUUGGAAAACUUGAUAAAUUUGAGUUUCACAAAAACGCAUUUAAAGUUAUAUUUUUCAGAAUCUGUCAUCCAGAACUACAUUGUGCAUUGGUGUGGGAUAACAAGACAUUCAAUCAAUUAAAUUCCGAAAGAGUUGUUCAACACUUAGUCGCGUUACAAAAAUGUGAUGCUGGUUUUUUAUUCGAUCAACUUAUCGAUAUUGUUAUAACUGUUAAACGGCCAGUCACUCUCGAUCCAAAUGCUGCGGCUUUGGCUGUUACCAAUCUGCGAUUUGUGAAUAUGGAAGAGAUUAGCAAUUUAGAAGAGUUUAUGCAUCCUUUGUUCGACUCGGUUUUGGAUGAUGAAUAUAUUCUGUUUAUGAGAGUUAAAACAUCAUUGAAUUUCCCGGUUUUGCCAGAAAAUGUUUUGGCGCAAAUUGUUGAUGUGAUGUUGCGCAAGAGUGUUUCGCGUGUUCGAGGCGAUGAGGAUGAAACACGGAUGACUUUAGGGUGAGUUUGGGUUGCGAGGGACCUGAUGAAUUCAGAAGGCUUCAGAAAAAUCUGUUGGUACUCUGUUGAUAAAAUGCCAUCACUAGUUUUCUAUAUGAGUAUAGAAAAUAUUGCUGGCCAAAAAAGUUGAUAAAUUUGAGUUUCACAAAAUCACAGUCAUUUCUUCCAGCUUCGAACAUCCGAAUUUACCGGGCGGACGAAUCGGUUGGGCAAAUAAACCGUUGACAGCAUUAAAUGCCGAACUCUUGAUUGGCGAAUUGGUUAAUCUACAAAAUUCUUAUCCUCUAUUCCAAUUCGACGGUAAUCUUCUCGUUUCAAUCAACAUCAAACUUCCUGUGAAUUCUCCUGAAACUGCUCAAGCAUCAGGAAGCACCUAA